AAGAAGUGAAGAUCGCCGCGCGCUCGGUUGCCAUCGUGGGCCGCUUGUGCUGGCAAAUGGCUUCCGCGAAGGACCGCACUAGAAGACUGCUACAUUGAACACCCCGGCGCCGGGUGCCGGGCCCCACCGAACAACCGAUCGGUGAGCACGCCUCAAGGGAUCGCGUAGCUUCCUUGCUGAACGACGUUGCAGCCGAACCUCUGUAGGGCACGUGCCGACUACGAAUACCAUGUACGAGUCGAGUGCCCAGUACGUCGUGGGUAGCCGGCCCAAGGUCAGGAGACCAGGUGGCACCGCUACCAGCGCCUUUCACAACAUUAGGAGUCUCGUUGGCCAGCGGAAAUGGCAAUUCGUGAUCGGCGCAUGCCUCGUGUUGAGCGUCGCUGCUGUGGCGUUGCCUGCCAGUGCAGCGCAUUCUGCAAAGCGAGCGUCGUCUCGCCGUCCUGCCGCCGCUCCCGUCCACAACACCGUCGCGCAGAACGAAGCGGCCGAUGAACCACGCGCUGUCUACAACGCUCCCGCGGUCAACAAGAAGCCGCUGGCACGCAAGCCCUCGGAGCACCACGUGGCCAAGGCGCGCAAGGCGGCACCCGUCGCCGCCCCCAAGAAACGCAGGGCGACGGCGUCGCCUACCCGCAAGCCGCCGAACAUCGCCGAGGAAAAAGAACGCGAAGAGGAGGUCGAGAAAGGUGCCGCCACGAAAGAGGCAGCGGCCGAAGAACCGGAAGCCCCAGCUGUCCACGGCGCACCGGUGGUCCAGGAGGCACCGGCGGUAGCAGCACCCGCGGCGGAGACCGAGGACAACGACAACAGCCCCACGACAAAGGCUAGCCAGGCUUCUGCGGACGAGAACGUGGCUGCCAACAGGGAAAGCGCGCCGCCCCCGAUCAACGACUCCAUCUUUCGUUUCGCCACGCCGUCAUUCCCCAGCGAUGCUGGCGACCACAACGUCGAGGACAUUCGCCUGCCGAAAACGGUCAUUCCGAUCACGUACAAGCUCGUUCUGGUGCCAGAAUACCAGGACCAGAGCAUGUCUUUCAAGGGCAGCGUGCGCAUCACCAUCGAGGCCCUGGUGCCCACCAAGCUAAUACAGCUGCACGCGGCCAAUCUGGUCAUCAAUCGUGGCAACGUCACCCUGCGCUUCUCCUCGGGCGCACCCGGUCCCGACAUCCUUAGCAUCCGCACCAACGACUUUUCUCAGUUCCUGUACAUCAACCUCGCCGAGGACCUACUCACGGGGGACAAGUACGAGCUAAACAUUCCAUUCAGCACGGUGGCUAUGUACGACAACGGCUUCAACGUCCGGCGCUUCCAGAGUGAAGAGGGCCCGCCCGUGUGGGUCUAUGGUGCCAACUUCCUGCCGACCGAAGCCAGGCGUACCUUCCCAUGUUUUGACGAGCCAGGAAUCAAGGCUCCCUUCGUAAUUGAGGUCAUUCGACCCAACAACCUUCACACACUCUCUAACAUGCCCCUGGCAGCAGUUUACAAUAAGCGCGAGGACCGAAAAGCAGACGUGUUCGUCACAAGUUUCAACAUGGCGACGUUUUCUGCUGGAUUCUUCAUAUCCGACUUUGUGCCCUUUGGGAACGGCUCGAUGAAGCUUUGGACACGCCCUGGCGUAGCAAAAGACGUCGAUUUCCUGCUUACGAUGGGUCCGCAGAUUCUGAAGUUUUACGAAGAAUACUUCGCGGCGCCCUAUCAAGUUCCAAAGACUGACGUGAUCGCCAUGGAGCACUACAUCAGCGACAUUCAAAACAUGGGACUCCUGUACCUGCCCGAGUCGGUCGCAUUCUACGAUGCCGAGGAGUCUUCGAUAGCCAAGAGGCAAAGCGUCAUGCUUUCUCUUUGUCAUGCCUUCUCUCACGAGUGGUUCGGAAAUUUAGUUUCUCCGGAGUGGUGGGACGACGUGUGGCUGAUGGAUGGAUUUGCAACGUACUUCCAGUACCGCUGUCUCGAGUAUUUCGACCAGUCAUCUAAAUCGUACGACCUCAUGGUGGUCAACGAGGUCGUUCCAGUAAUGAAGCACGACAUUAUGAAGUACGCUCCGGCUGUGGUCACAAGCGUCGACACCCAGUACAGGAUCUACCAGUCAUUCAACGUCUUCAGCACUCAGAAGGCUGUCGCGCUCCUGCGCAUGCUCGAUAUGGCUGUCGGAGAAGAAACCUUCAAGAGGGGCAUACACAAUAUCCUCGACAAAAGAAUGUUCGGCAACGUGACGUCGGCAUUCGUCUGGGAGGCAUUUACAGAGGCGCAGCCGAAGAAGCGGCCCUUGGACGUGAAGAAUGUUCUGGAACCGUGGGUCACUCAGCCGGGAUUCCCCGUGCUCAUGGUGAAUCGCGUCUACGACGAAAACGCAGCCACGCUCGUGCAGAGCAAGUUUGCGCUCGAACCUGAGGAGCGGGAGUCGAGGUCCACAUGGCCGAUCCCAAUCUCAUUUGUGUCUUCCGAACACCGGCAGUUUGACAAUACCAUGCCUACCAUUUGGUUGUUUGACAAGGAAGGCCAACUGGAAAACUUGCCUGGCCCCCAUCACUGGGUCGUGAUAAACAGCAAGUUCGCGGGCUAUUACAAAGUGAACUACGAUGCCCACAACUGGGACCUGAUCACUCGUCAGCUGCUCUGGAACCACACGUUCAUCCACCCACUGAACCGCGCUCAGAUUCAGAACGACCUGUUUGACUUGGCAAAGGCCGGCCUCGUGAAUUACACCGUAGCCCUGGAGGCCACGAAAUACUUACUGAAGGAGCAAGACUACAUCCCAUGGAAAGCGGCCUUCGAAAAGAUGAAGGAUGUCGGGGUCCGGCUGCAGACGACCGAGUCGUACUCGAAGUGGAAGGGAUACAUGUCGUCACUUUUGAGCGCCAACUUCGGGAACAUCUCUUGGGAUGGCAACGAGACGUCGCUUCUGUCCGCUGAGCUCGAGUCCGAGCUCGCCUUCCUGACUUGCUACUACGGUUACCAACCAUGCAUCGACAAGGCCAUGGAGAUGUUCAACGAGGUGAAGGAGAACCCAGCUGCGGCCGAUGAUCUGCCGUCGCACCUGCGGUACACCGUGUUCUGCGAGGCGGUGAAAAUCGGCGGAGAGAGGAACUGGAAGUUCCUCUGGGACCGGCUGCAGGAGUCCGAAGAACCGUCCGAACGAGCUGACAUCAUCAAGGCACUCAGCUGCUCGCGCAGCGCGCAGCAGCUCGGAAACUACCUCAAGUCCGUGGUGGCACCUGACGAUGUGAUCCGUCACGAGGACAUCCCCGAUCUCUUCACGUCUUUCUCGGACAACCACGAGGGCAAACCUGUCGCCUUCAAGUUCAUCAAUGACGAGUGGGGGUCCAUUCACAAGAGGUUCAGCCAUGUCCCCGAGGUACUCUUCCAAAUUGAAGAGUCGCUUCUAGAGUCAGCAAGUGAAUCGGCAGACGCUAAGAUGCUGAGUUCUUUCUACAACAACAACAAGAAGUCGACAACAAUCCCAGAAUGGCGCUACAAGCAGGCUCAAGAGGAGCGGAAGCUUGACGACGCCUGGCAGGCCAAGUUCUACCCGGUCGUCAAACACUGGCUGGAUGAGAUUGAAUUGCCAGUGUAGUCAUGUCUCGUAAUAAAAAUGAGGCGGAAGACAGUUGAAGUCGACGCAAAAAAAAGAGGCGAUUUAUUUACAGAAGGCAGUGCGGUUCGCGAGACCACCUUGUAUAUUUAAACCUUUGAACUUUUCUAAUAACACUUUUCAGCUGA
Dermacentor albipictus is the source of this 3723-nucleotide messenger RNA. RefSeq names its product aminopeptidase N-like. NCBI's taxonomy places the organism in Eukaryota, Metazoa, Arthropoda, Arachnida, Ixodida, Ixodidae. The record is from RefSeq and is a predicted model, not a curated record. Gene Ontology annotation, molecular function: zinc ion binding; metalloaminopeptidase activity; peptide binding. Gene Ontology annotation, biological process: proteolysis; peptide catabolic process. Gene Ontology annotation, cellular component: cytoplasm.